AUAAUCUCAGAGUCAGCGGCAUCCAGCGGCAGGCCCACAGCUACAGCAAGCAGGAAGGAUAGAGCAGCAGCCCUCUUUUUUUUUUUUUUUCUUCACAUUUACAAUAAGUCGAACACCUUCAAAGCUCUUCUCGUGGUCUCAGAAAGCUUUGUUGGAUUUGGAUAAAUCCGACGUACUACUGUAGCAAUUCAUAUCCUCGAUUCAUCUGCUCUGCCCAUUCUGCCCUCCCCUCCCUCCCAUAACCAUCUUUAAAGGGAAUCAUCAAAAUCACCACUCCAUAAUUUUUUUUUUCCGGUCAACUGAUUCUUCUUGUAGUCCCAGCUUUGGAGUAGCCGUCAAUAUCCCACCGCCAAUGGAAGCAGGCGGCAAUGCUCCGGCCGACACCAACCCAACCGCCAGAACCAGUGCCAGGGUGGGAGUUCAGAUCCAGCAAAGCAGGAGACUACCCGAUUUCUUGCAAAGCGUUAAUCUGAAGUACGUUAAAUUGGGCUACCACUACUUGAUCUCUCACUUGUUGACACUUUGUCUGGUUCCCGUGAUGAUUAUCAUAUUAAUUGAAGCUUCCCAAAUGAACCCAGAUGAUAUUCGCCAAUUAUGGCUUCAUUUGCAGUAUAAUCUGGUUUCUGUAAUCACUUGUUCGGCCAUUUUGGUUUUCGGGUCAACGGUUUAUAUAAUGACCCGGCCAAGGCCGGUUUACUUGGUCGAUUAUUUUUGUUAUCGAGCUCCCGAUGAGCUUAAAGCUCCAUUUGAGAGUUUUAUGGAGCAUUCCAGGCUUACUGGGGAUUUUGAUGAAUCAUCCCUCCAGUUUCAGAGGAAGAUCUUGGAGCGUUCUGGGCUGGGGGAUGAGACUUAUGUCCCUGAAGCUAUGCAUUUCGUUCCUCCCCGCCCGUCUAUGCAGGCUGCCAGGGAGGAAGCUGAGCAAGUGAUGUUUGGGGCAUUGGACAAUUUGUUUGCCAAUACUAAGGUUAAGGCCAAGGACAUAGGAAUUCUUGUUGUCAACUGCAGCUUGUUUAAUCCCACGCCUUCGCUUUCGGCUAUGAUUGUGAAUAAGUACAAGUUGAGGGGUAAUAUUAGGAGCUUUAAUUUGGGUGGGAUGGGGUGCAGUGCUGGAGUUAUCGCGGUUGACCUUGCUAAGGAUUUGCUGCAAGUGCAUAGGAAUACGUAUGCUGUGGUAGUAAGUACAGAGAAUAUUACGCAGAAUUGGUAUUUUGGUAAUAAGAAGGCUAUGUUGAUACCUAACUGUUUGUUCCGGGUUGGGGGUGCCGCGGUAUUGUUGUCUAACAAGUCAGUAGAUAGGAGGAGGGCCAAGUAUAGGCUCGUCCAUGUUGUGAGGACUCAUCGGGGUUCGGAUGAUAAGGCCUUCCGUUGUGUUUAUCAGGAGCAGGAUGAUGCUGGGAAGACGGGGGUUACUUUGUCCAAAGAUCUCAUGGCUAUUGCUGGCGGGGCUCUUAAGACCAAUAUUACCACUUUAGGUCCCCUCGUGCUGCCAAUCAGCGAGCAGCUUCUGUUUUUCGCCACUUUGGUGCUUAAGAAGUUGUUCCAGAAGAAUAUCAAGCCUUACAUCCCUGAUUUCAAGCUGGCAUUUGAUCAUUUCUGCAUACAUGCUGGGGGAAGGGCUGUGAUUGAUGAGCUGGAGAAGAAUCUGCAGUUGCUACCAGAACAUGUGGAGGCAUCCAGAAUGACCCUCCACAGGUUUGGGAACACUUCGUCGAGCUCCAUUUGGUAUGAGCUCGCAUACACCGAGGCCAAGGGAAGAAUACGCAGGGGCCAGCGAAUUUGGCAGAUUGCAUUUGGGAGUGGGUUCAAGUGUAACAGUGCGGUGUGGCAGGCACUCAGGCAUGUAAAGCCGGCUCCAAAUGGUCCCUGGGAGGAUUGCAUCGACAGGUACCCCGUCAAAGUUGUUCAAUAGCAGCGGAAGAAAUCAGUCGUAGAUCUUAGCAAAUUCAGAGUACUGCCAUGCCAACCAGAGCCAGUUGUUGGUCUUUAAGUUUUGUUCCUUUUGUUCCUCGUGUGAUUUCUUGGUCUGAGCGCUGAAUAUGAUAGGGCAGUUUCUGGCCUGCGUCCGCCUUUAUUUUUGCUUGAAUCAAUCAAUAGUAGUAGUACCGUUGACACCUGAAUUGCUUUGCUAGUCGGGUUGUACUAUAAUUUACUGCUGGUUCUUUUUAUUAUUAUUACUAUUAUUAUUAUUUAAAUCCUUCUUCUUCCCUUCCAUCCAUGCAUGUUCGUAGAUUCACAUAAUUUUGGGCUCUUGAUGCCUCGUGCAACCUUUUCCUAUUCAGCUUCUUUGCCAAGUUUAAGGUCGCCUGCGGUUCAUUUUCAACGCUAGCCUAAGUAGCCUUCGUACCUUAAUAUCAUUAGUUGCCAAAAGAACAUGCAGAUUAUUGCUGCUGCUAAGCCAGAUGAGUUCAUUUUGCGCAGCAACUUGCCGCAGACUUUUUCAAAAAUAUUGGACAUCCCAGAUUGUGGAAUGCUGUCGUUUAAUGGUUGGUUGCUAAUAUGCUAUUCCUUUGGAUGAUCACCAGUGGUGAAAUGCUCAAAUGCUAGGAGCUUUACCGUUAGCGUUGCUUGCACUUUCCAAACGGGAAAUGCCAACUCCUGUGGACCACAUGACUUUGGAUUUAUUGAGGGACAGGAAUCAGGCAUGUUCUGGAAACAGCCUGUGGACAAAGCUGGAAGGAUCAGCGUCGUUUCCAACUUUGCUGCCUCCGAUGGAAAUAGCCGUCUUUUUAAGUCACAAUGCUGAAUUUGACGAUCGGGUUCGAUGGUUCUGUUUGACGAGUCCUACCGCCUGCACAUGCACAUGUGUACGCGCAAAAUUCUUGAAUGUAACUUUUGUUGCUAUUUGUAAUUUGUGGUUGGAUGCAACUUAUUUUAUUAUAUUUGAAUUCCAUCUACUGUCCCCUGGCCUGCAAAA
Molecule: messenger RNA, 2914 nt
Organism: Coffea arabica (coffee)
Lineage: Eukaryota; Viridiplantae; Streptophyta; Magnoliopsida; Gentianales; Rubiaceae
Product: 3-ketoacyl-CoA synthase 4-like
Biological process (GO): fatty acid biosynthetic process
Cellular component (GO): membrane
Molecular function (GO): acyltransferase activity, transferring groups other than amino-acyl groups
Source: RefSeq, a predicted model, not a curated record